GACAACUCUGUCAUGCAUUUAUGUAAACACGGCGUUGCUAGUCCAAAAACGGCACUAUACUUGUCGAGUUUAAUGUAUUACUUAGAGAAAUAUUAGUUCACGACAGCAAUAGAGCACUUAACCAAUACAAACCAGUGUCACAUGGAAACCACAACAUUGUAUAUGCGCGGUUUUCUCAUGACAGAGCCCGUGACCUCUUCUCUGUAAGCUUUAAAAGAUGGUUAAAUUAUACGACACCUACAGAACUUUUUCGAAAGUUUAUAAACUUGCUUCAAAAAAUAUAGGCACACCCUUGGAUCAUAGCAGACAUUUUCCGUCACAACACAAUAGAAAUGAAAUCCGAUAUAAGACUUCAGGUGCUGGUGAAAGAGCCCUGCAGGAGAGGCAGAGGCAGCAAAUGGCACGGGGUUUGCCAAAACAGAAGCCCAUAGCUGGAGUCAAAGAGGUCAUUGUUGUUGCAUCAGGGAAAGGUGGGGUGGGAAAGUCCACAACGGCAGUGAAUCUUGCUCUUGGACUUAUGGCCAAUGAUCAGAGCAAAUCAGUGGGUCUUCUGGAUGCUGAUGUAUAUGGCCCCUCAGUUCCAAAGUUAAUGAACCUUAAAGGAAACCCUGAACUAACAGACAAUAACCUAAUGAGACCGCUUGUGAAUUUUGGAAUCCCUUGUAUGUCAAUGGGCUUUCUGGUUGAAGAGGUUGCACCUAUUGUGUGGCGGGGUCUGAUGGUGAUGUCAGCUAUUGAAAAACUCCUUAGACAGGUAGAUUGGGGGCAUCUGGAUUACCUUGUGAUUGAUAUGCCACCAGGAACUGGAGAUGUCCAACUGUCUAUCACUCAGAAUAUACCAAUAGCAGGUGCAGUAAUAGUGUCCACUCCUCAAGACAUUGCCUUGCUUGAUGCACGCAGAGGUGCUGAGAUGUUCAGAAAGGUUAACGUUCCUGUGCUGGGCCUGGUUCAAAACAUGAGUGUUUUCCAGUGCCCCAAGUGCAAUCACCAAACACACAUAUUUGGCUCAGAUGGGGCUAAAGAGCUGGCUCAUACCCUUGGCGUUGAGAUGCUUGGAGACAUUCCUCUUCAUCUCAAUAUUAGAGAGACAUCAGACAAGGGACAGCCUGUGGUUGUGUCUUCCCCAGAUAGCCCAGAAGCUGAGGCUUACAGAAGAGUAGCAGCAGCAGUGGUACGACGACUAGCGGAGCUUUCAAGUUGAAAGGCCUCCAGAUUAAAGAUGUAGUUUUAGUGACCAGUGGAAAGGAUCAGUAUUCAGUUUCCAAAUCCUCCCCAAAUCAGCAAGCCAACCAAGAUGGUAUCAAAUACCUAUUAGAAUAUUAUUAUUUAUGCUCUUUUUAUUUAUGUACCAACAUACUGUUCAUGUUGUUUAUAUUAAGGAUUAAUAUAAAUAAUAUAAUAUAAAGACAUUUUAAAUAAUUUUUCAUUUGAACAAUUCUGAAGGAUGUAUGCUGUUAUCACAGUUAUUUAUAUUUAAUUACAAAACAAUUAAAAUAAGAAUUUACUGCAGCUAUGCAAUGAUUUUGUUAUAAACAUACGGUGCUUUAAUGUGGUGUGCCAGCGGAUUAUCUAUUUAGUGUCUAAAACUAAGCUGUGGAAACUGUCCUAAAAAUAAAUUUGGCCAAAGGUCAGAUUCAGUCUUGCUUUAGCCUGAGCAAUGCUACCAAAUUCAUCUUAAUUUCUACAGACUCUUUUCUCUACAUAAACAUCUGAAGGGCUGUUGUUCAAAUGAUAGUAGUAGUUACAGGUUUUCACCGCAUGAUGGCACUGCAAAUGUAAUUAUAAAUCUUUCUUCACUCUGGCUGUGUUCGAUGUAUAAUGAGAUGAGCCAUGUUAAGGCUCAGUUAAACUGUGAGCAACCUAACGUUUCCUCUUAUGGUAGUGAUCAGCCUCUUUUAUAAGUAGCACAAUUUAAUAAGGAAGUAUUGGUCCCAGUGCAAAAGGGUAUGAAAUUGGGAUGAGAAAAACAGGGUCACUUCCUGCAUAUCUUCACACCCCUCUUGAUUCAGCUGAAACAGACGUAUUGAGUGUAACACAGGCCAGACAGGCCAGUCUGUGAUUCAUCACUGCAAUGAAGCUAUUUUGCUUUCUUAUGGUCUCAAAUGCCUAACUGUUCCCAGAAGACUGACCCCGGGGUUUCAGCUGUACAAUGACCUCAGCUGAAUUUGGACAGUUACUUUUAGUGUUAUUUAUUUUCACUUUGUUUUCACGAUAAAGAAAGCAUUAUCCUGAUAAUAUGCCUUCUCUGAUGUAGUUGAGCACAGUGGUGUGACUCAUUUUGGUGUGAACAGAAAAUGAAAGCAGUCCUAUGGUGAUGUGGAAUUCAUUAAAAAUUCUGU
Molecule: messenger RNA, 2339 nt
Organism: Xyrauchen texanus (razorback sucker)
Lineage: Eukaryota; Metazoa; Chordata; Actinopteri; Cypriniformes; Catostomidae
Gene: nubpl
Product: nucleotide binding protein-like
Exons: 11
Coding region: 218-1201 (327 amino acids)
Biological process (GO): mitochondrial respiratory chain complex I assembly; iron-sulfur cluster assembly
Cellular component (GO): mitochondrion
Molecular function (GO): ATP binding; ATP-dependent FeS chaperone activity; 4 iron, 4 sulfur cluster binding
Source: RefSeq, a predicted model, not a curated record